GAUUCUUGUUGUUGAAUCAGCUAAGAAGAAACAGAGAAAUUAGAUAGGAAACUGGUCGCGAUCGCUAAUUAUAGUUGAAGAUGGCUGAAGGAAAGCGUAGGAGGAUUUCUUGGAAGGGGUUGAAACGGAAGAUAGCUGAAAGAAAGCGUAGGAUGGUUUCUGAAGGACGGAAGGCAUGGAAACAUCUUGGAGGAAGGAAAACCGCCAAGAAAGAAGACAUGAAAGCGAUAGCCGAGGGAAAGAAACCAAUGCAAGAAACGGAAUUCCGCCCAUGUGGCAACCCGUUCGAGUCGUCGUCGACGUAUGAACAUGGUGAAAGCUCCGCUGCGGCUGCAAUGCAAUGCGGUGCUGGUGGUGGUGGUGGUGAUGUUGAUGCACCACAACCACGUGUAGCCGACUACCCUGCCGCCGCCACUAACAUCAAGAAGAAGACGACCCUCAAGAAGCGGGUGCUGCAACCAUUCAAAAUAGCUGAGGGCUUUCUCAAGGAGAAGGUACUUGGCAAAGGCAAAAAAGAGAGUAGACAUGGAAAAUCACAUUCUUCUGCUUCUGCUUCUGGUAGUGGUUCACAGAGCCAGGGACAACAAUCACAGUCUGCUUCUUCUGCUUCUGCUUCACAAAGAGCUCAUGUUCCUCCCCCUGGUGGCCGUCGAUUGAACCCAUCUUCUGCUUCUGCUUCUGGCAGUGGUUCACAGAGACAGGGACAACAAUCACAGUCUGCUUCUGCUGCACAAAGAGCUCAUGUUCCUCCCUCUGGUGGCCAUCGAUUGAGCACAUCCUCACCUAAGGAGGGGAAAUCAACGAAUUAAUAUGAUCCGAAAUCAUGUGCAUGCAAUGCAAGUUAGGAGAGCACGGUUUUUACAUUUGUUAAUAAAUGGGUUGGGUUACAGUCUUCUUUUUAGAAAUGUUUGAUUCUGUUGUUAAUGGGGUUUUUAUCACUGGUCUUGUUCUCUUGGGAAACGUUUAUUUUAGUUUGUUAAGAUGGGUUUUAGUGUUCUUUCAGAAAUGUAUAUGUGUG
Molecule: messenger RNA, 1018 nt
Organism: Ziziphus jujuba (common jujube)
Lineage: Eukaryota; Viridiplantae; Streptophyta; Magnoliopsida; Rosales; Rhamnaceae
Exons: 2
Coding region: 81-809 (242 amino acids)
Source: RefSeq, a predicted model, not a curated record